Molecule: messenger RNA, 537 nt
Organism: Hypoxylon fragiforme
Lineage: Eukaryota; Fungi; Ascomycota; Sordariomycetes; Xylariales; Hypoxylaceae
Exons: 3
Coding region: 1-537 (178 amino acids)
Source: RefSeq, a predicted model, not a curated record
AUGAAGAUUAACCAAAUUUCCCUUCUCGUCACCUUCGCCUUCGCCUUCGCCUUCAAGGUGGAAGCAGAUGGCGGCUACACGAAGGACUGCCAGAACUCGACUAUUGUCGUAGUGAAUGACAGCAUCAGCAUGAGGUCAUACUGCAAAGGGCCAUCUGCAACACCUCAAUGCAGCAUCCUUAACCUAAAUCAGUGCUAUGGUGUUGAUGGCAGAGUUGUCAUACCAAAGCAGGGGGGCGCAUUCCAAGACGGAUGCCUUUAUCUUGGUUGCAAUCUUGUCAAUGCAACACUUGUAUGCGAGUGCACUGGAAAGAGAAGGCAUCAUCAUCGUACAUGCUCAAGUGUAAACACCAAUAGCCUCAUUAUGAACGACAAUGGAGCUUUAAAAUGCUUCGACAGCCGAGCCACUACACCACCAGACUGCGUCCGGAUACCUACGGUAACCUUUGAUCUCAAGUCAGAAGGUCGCCGCCUUUCAUUGGCGUCACAACAAUAUGCGCUGUUCUUCCUCGCGAUUGCGAUGUUUCUAGGGGCAUGA